CGCCCUUGUCUUCGCCGACCAAGGCGACCAAUAAUCACGUCUCUUUCACUCACCCAAUCUCCUCUCUCACAAGUCACAAUACUUGCGUUCUCUCUCUCUCUUUACAGCACGUAUUUUAUACUCCGUAUAUCUAUAUAUAUAAAUCUCUAUACUUGAUUUCUUCCCUCUGUUUCUCGGAUUACCGUUUCUUCUUUGUUAAGAACCCUCGAAAUCGGGUUUCUUCCGUUUAAUUUUUUUCAUAAAUCGGAAGCUGCUCGAUUCCCCUAUCGCAAGCUUAUAGGGUUUUUUCUUGCUUGGGGUUUUUGCUUUACUGUUUUUUUUUUUAAAUUUUUAUUUCCCUUUUGCGGUUCUUGAGUUCUUCUGAUUUGUUCUUGAGACAUGGGUGUCCUGGUUGAGUCAAUUCACAGUCAAUCACAGACAGUUGAACCUGUCUUUGUCGAUAACAAGGAUAAGAAGAAGAAGCGUCGAUCCAGGCGUGGCAAGCAGAGUUAUCCUCUUCUUUCAGGAGUUGAUAACAUUUCAAAUAAUGGAGAGCUUAGAGAACACCAAUUUCCAAGAGCAUCAGAUGUUGCUUUUAGUUCACUUCCAAUUGUGCAUCUGAAUGAACAAACAGUAAAGGGGUACCAAGGCCUUGUAGGACAGGAGAUGAUUUCAUCAAGUGCUGCUGGAAGAGUAUUUUCAGGCUCUUGCCCACAGCCCAGUCUUUGCAAUGAUGCAAAUGGAGAACUAAUGUUGUCCACACUGGAUAAUGCAUUUGCUCAGAGGAAAUGUUUUACUAGACACUGGUUGACUGAAGAUGUUGAUACAGCACUAGAGAGAGGUGAUGUAUUCAAAGCUUUAUUUCGUGUAAAUGCUCACAAUAGACUUGAGGCAUACUGCAAAAUUGAUGGUGUGCAAACAGAUGUUCUUGUCAGUGGAACUGCUGCUCAAAAUAGAGCCGUUGAAGGAGAUAUUGUUGCAAUUGAAGUUGAUCCUCCAUCGCUUUGGAUUAAAAUGAAAGGCUUCUCUAGCGGGACAGUGGAAGAUUCUGCUUCUGCAGAUGAAGUUAUCUUGGAGUCUGAGACUUCUGAAACUUUCAUAGAGAAUGUCAAAGGGAAAAUGAAGGUUGAUUCUGAUUAUGGGUACAUCACUAGUCAGAAUCAAGAUCCCCCUUUAGAAAAUGGAGGCUGUUGCAAAAAUGACAAUUAUAAGGGUGAAAGUCUUUAUCCUGAAAAGAUAUUACAAAUAAAUAAUGUUAAUGCUAAUGGACAUUGUUUCUCAAUGCCAGAUCCCAUAGAAGCUGGUUGUGUAAAUGGGAAGGGAGAGUUUCUGACUGCAGCAGAGAAGCUAUCCAUAACUGUGGAUUCGUUUCCAUCUAAACGGCCAACAGGUAGGGUUGUGGCCAUUCAUGAAGCUUCUCCUCGCAGGGACAAAAUUGUUGGUUUUCUUAGUAUUAAGAAGUGGAUGCGGAAUAGAGAAAUCAACAAAAAGGACUCAAAAAAGAACAAACAUUCAUCUUCUGUUUUAAAUUAUGAAUAUCUACUGUUAACGCCAACUGAUCCAAGAUUUUCAAAAAUGAUGGUUCCUGUAAAAAGCCUGCCAGAUGUUAUCAAGAAAAGGCUUCUAGCUGGUGAUGCAACUGUUGGCACAGACCUUGUAGGUGCAAGAAUUGUUGACUGGGGUGAAGAAAGCUGUAUUCCAGAAGCUCAAAUAAUUUAUGCUUUUGGAAGAGGUGGAAAAAUAGAGACACAUAUUGCUGCAAUUUUGUUUGAAAAUGCUGUUGAUGUUUCUGAAUUUUCUCCAGAAACCUUGUCAUGCCUUCCAAAUAUUUCUUGGGAGGUUCCAAGAAAGGAGUUUGAGAGAAGACGCGACAUCAGAAAUUUGUGCGUCUUUACUAUUGACCCUGCUACUGCUACUGAUCUUGAUGAUGCCCUUUCUGUUGAGAAGUUGCCUAAUGGCACUUUUAGAGUUGGUGUCCACAUAGCCGAUGCCUCAUACUUUGUUCUGCCAGAUACACCCUUAGAUACCAUUGCCCAGAAUCGAUCAACAAGUGUGUAUUUACUGCAGAGUAAAUUGCCAAUGCUGCCACCGUUGCUCUCUGAGAAUCUUGGAUCACUUAACCCUGGGGUGGACAGACUAGCUUUUUCUAUAUUUUGGGACAUCAAUCUUGCUGGGGAAGUUCUUGACCGCUGGAUUGGUCGCACUAUAAUUCAAUCUUGCUGCAAGCUUUCAUAUGAGCAUGCUCAAGAUAUAAUUAAUGAUAAAUUUGAUGUUCCAACUGCUGAUGUUGCAAAGAAGUCAUCAUGGCCACAGUUAUAUGGCCAUUUUGAUUGGUCUGAUGUAAUCAAAUCUGUGAAAAUCCUUUAUGAAAUCUCAAAGACCUUGAAGAAGAACAGGUUUAGUGAUGGUGCUCUGUCACUUAAUAGUCCUAAGAUAGCUUUCCUAUUUGAUGAAGAUGGGGUUCCCUAUGAUAGUCUGUUCUAUCAACAGAAAGAUUCAAACUUGUUGAUUGAGGAGUUUAUGCUUCUUGCAAACAGGACAGUAGCAGAAGUAAUAAGUAGAGCUUAUCCUUCUAGUGCUCUAUUGCGUAAUCAUCCUGAGCCCAACAUACGCAAACUCAGGGAAUUUGAGUCCUUCUGUAAAAAGCAUGGUUUGAAGUUGGAUUCUUCUUCCUCUGGCCAAUUUCACCAUUCAUUGGAGCUUAUUAGGCAAGAACUGAAGAAUGAUUCUGUGUUGUUUGACAUCCUUAUGUCUUAUGCUGCAAGACCCAUGCAGUUAGCCACGUACUUCUGUAGUGGAGAUGUAAAUGAUACUGAAUGGGGACAUUAUGCUCUUGCUAUUCCCCUUUACACACACUUCACAUCUCCAUUACGCCGAUAUCCUGAUAUUGUAGUACAUCGAACAUUGGCUGCGACUAUAGAAGCUGAGGAGAUGUAUAUUAAGUGCAAAGAGUCAUUCCAAAAUGGGGAUAAUCUUGCAAACAGCAGGUGCUUUACUGGCACAGCUGUAGAUGGGGAUGAUAUAGAAUCAUCUGAAGCUAGGGAGUUACUGUCUGCUGCAGCAUUGAGGCACAAGGUUCCAAGCGCAGAAACACUUGUAGAUGUUGUUGCACAUUGCAAUGGAAGGAAGCUGGCCAGCAGGCAUGUGAAGGAUUCUACUGAAAAACUCUACACAUGGGCUUUAUUGAAAAGGAAUGAGUUAUUUUUCUCGGAAGCCAGAGUUCUUGGUUUGGGGCCCAGGUUCAUGUCAAUAUAUAUAAAUAGGCUUGCAAUUGAACGGCGAAUCUAUUAUGAUGAAGUUGAUGAUCUCACAGUUGAAUGGCUUGAUACUUCAUCCGCCCUGGUGUUGAGUAUGUGUACAAGUAAGCACUUAAACCGGAGGGGUAGCCCAGGAAAGUGUAGGACCCUUGAAGAUGUUGCAUUCAUAGUUAGUCCAUGUGACUUGAAUUUGGAUGAUGAAGAAGACAACAGCAAAUUAGAUGAUGAUCCAGGAAAGUGUAGGACCCUUGAACCUGCUGUUUUCCCUCUCACCAUACAACUGCUUUCAACAAUUCCUGUUGUUCUUCAUGCGGUUGGUGGAGAGGACGGGCCCAUUGAUAUAGGGGCAAGGUUGUAUAUCAGCUCAUAUUUCAGGUGAAGAUGGGGGAUGGAAAAUCCAUCGUACAUAAUAAGGACCCGGUUGAGUGGAAUGUGUAAACUACUACUAGGUAUGUGUUGUGAAUCCAUGGGAGGGAAGUAGUAAGGUGAAUGUUGGUAUUAUAAUGUGCACCUGAUGGAUAAGGAAAAGGUGUUGGUGGUUUGUUGGGUGUUUUAAUGAUAAGCCACCAUUGGAAAUUGGUCCUCGUUUUUGUUGGAAGACCACUUCCAUACCUACCCUGCCAUGGCUGCUGCCUGCAUAAUGUUCAUUAUUUUUGCGUUUUUAAUGGACUGACUACCACCCAAAUGGUUUUUAAAAUUUGGGGGUGUCCUCCUCAGUCCUCUUAAACCUUUUAUAAUUACUAGAGUAAGAUGUUUCAUUUAAUCUUACCCCACCUUGUGUUUUAUGUUGCUGAGUUGUUAAAUAAUGCACACAAACAUCCUCAAUAAUCUUUCUUUUUCUGCAU
Ipomoea triloba (trilobed morning glory) is the source of this 4081-nucleotide messenger RNA. RefSeq names its product DIS3-like exonuclease 2. Bases 379 to 3615 code for a protein of 1078 amino acids. The record is from RefSeq and is a predicted model, not a curated record. Lineage: Eukaryota; Viridiplantae; Streptophyta; Magnoliopsida; Solanales; Convolvulaceae. Gene Ontology annotation, molecular function: RNA binding; 3'-5'-RNA exonuclease activity. The transcript is spliced from 7 exons. Gene Ontology annotation, cellular component: exosome (RNase complex); P-body.